Messenger RNA from Desarmillaria tabescens, 1241 nucleotides. RefSeq lists its product as uncharacterized. Bases 26 to 1207 code for a protein of 393 amino acids. Gene Ontology annotation, cellular component: membrane. The record is from RefSeq and is a predicted model, not a curated record. The transcript is spliced from 10 exons. NCBI's taxonomy places the organism in Eukaryota, Fungi, Basidiomycota, Agaricomycetes, Agaricales, Physalacriaceae.
UGCUGCUCUCCUUGUCUCGCCAGUCAUGUCGGAGAGCUGUACACCUACACACGACUGGUUCACGGCGACAUUGACGUUUGGUCUUUGUACUGGACUGGUCAUUUCGUAUGUGCCCCAACACUUGAGAAUCAUACAGAAAGGCUCUUCGGAAGGUUUCAGUCCAUGGUUUCUAUUCUUGGGCAGUACAUCGUCUGCCUCGGGCCUGCUGAACAUGGUGACGAUGCAAUGGGGCAUCGUCCGAUGCUGCCGAUUCUUUAGCUUUGGAAGCUGCCUCGAGAUGACAGCUGGCGUCAUUCAAGUCGGUUUGCAGUGGGCCAUGUUUACGUUUAUAAUGGUUCUAUAUAUGAUAUACUACCCUCCCCAUCUCAAAUAUUCGGAGAUAGAUGUCGACGUGCAUGAUUCUCGUCCGAUACAUAGGAGAGUGAAGACGCCAACCUUCACUUCCGAAUGGAGCCAAUCGAUAUUUCUCGGUUGGAUUACGGCAGCCCAUUUUGCAAUAAUAACUUUCACAACCUUCUUCCUCCUUCUCACGUCACCUACCCCGUCAGCUUCUCCUCCCGUUGACCCCUACACACCACCGCAGUACAUGGACAAGACGUUGGCUAAUUGGGCUACUUUCCUUGGUGUUUCCUCCGCACUUCUAGCGGCCAUCCAAUAUGCGCCUCAGAUAAUACACACUUGGCGCGCACGAUUGGUUGGUGCACUUAGUAUUCCGAUGAUGCUAAUUCAAAGCCCUGGUGCUGUAUUAAUGGUAUUAAGUAUCGCGCUGAGACCCGGCACAAAUUGGACCUCAUGGAUAACCUUUGCUGUCGCUGGAAUGAUGCAAGGAACUCUCCUGGCUCUCUGCAUCGCGUUCAAAAUCAGGCAACGCAGGCUACACAUAGACGACUUUGGUGAACCUUUAACCCCGCUACAGCAGUACUCUCCUCUUCCCGAGGCGAUGCCUGGACUUGUUAUUGGUGAAGGCGAAGACGAAGUCGCCGUGAGGGUAGCUCUGGCAAGCGAGUUGGAAAGCGCAGUCGAAACCGACGUCAGAUCGGCAGGCGUGAGACCUGUGCUAGAAAUCACUGUUAGGCCCAGGUCAGGAGAGAGGGAACCGCUACUUGGAGAGCGUGCCGGCAAGAGUACAGAGGAUGUCAAGUCAGGUGGGUGGUUUAGUUGGGGGAGUAGUAAUAAUUCUUAUUGCAACGAGAUCUCACGUUGUUGAGUCUGCAUUUCGUAAAGGCUACUCAUGUGGCCAA